Molecule: messenger RNA, 543 nt
Organism: Malassezia vespertilionis
Lineage: Eukaryota; Fungi; Basidiomycota; Malasseziomycetes; Malasseziales; Malasseziaceae
Exons: 1
Coding region: 1-543 (180 amino acids)
Source: RefSeq, a predicted model, not a curated record
AUGGUAUCCUUCAACGCACUGCUCUCUGUUGUUGCCCUUGGCAUGGCUGCUGCUGUUUCGGCCGCUCCGAAUGCUCGCCGUGCUAGCCCCGACAACCAGGUCUGGGUCACCAACGUCAAGGAUCACUGUCUUAUUCUCCCCAAGCACAAGGAGAGCAUUGGUGACAGCGAGCGCCCCGGCGGCACGCGCUCUUUCUGCACCAAGCCCUACGAUGGCUCCCAGGGUCAGCUUAACUCUGACUUCUGGACUGAGGUGCACUUUAAAAAGACCAGCAAAUAUGUCCAGCUUACUGGUUGCAUCAACCCUAAGGUACAAAGCACUCUCAAGCUUCACGAUGACGGUGGCCAGUACGACUCGAACGGCGGUGACGGUGGUAAGGGCAACCCUCGCAACUCUGUCUGCCUCGGCUAUGCCGCUUAUGUUGAGCUUGUUGAGCCCUCGAACAGGCACGCUUGCAUUCGUUGCUGUCACAACCCCAAAGACUGCAACGUGAACAACGAUGAGGACGGCUGUGAGGCUGUCAUUCCCGGCAAAUACUGCUAA